Molecule: messenger RNA, 984 nt
Organism: Anopheles marshallii
Lineage: Eukaryota; Metazoa; Arthropoda; Insecta; Diptera; Culicidae
Gene: Seipin
Product: seipin
Exons: 4
Coding region: 1-984 (327 amino acids)
Biological process (GO): lipid droplet organization; lipid storage
Cellular component (GO): endoplasmic reticulum membrane
Source: RefSeq, a predicted model, not a curated record
AUGGGUCUCGUCGGGUUGCUGUUGAUGGUUUUAGACCCAUUCAAAAUUAUAAGAAAUUAUAUUUUCAAACCGAUCGCAACGUUUGGUUUGGCAGCAGCCGAAGAAUACAAGGCGCGCAAAGAAAAAAGUAUAAACACCACGAAAAAUGUGUUUCUCAAGCUGUUUGUUGUUGUGUUGGUGGGAUUUUCUGUAGUGUGGGCCUCGAUAUUUCUGUACCUGUACUUCUACUACUCGUACAUGCCUUCCGUGUUACAUAUGAAGGAUGUCCAUCUGAAUAUACGCGACUGUCCAAGUAAUGCCAUCGACUGCAAAGCUUAUCCGACAGCGAACGUGGCGCUGACCAAUCAUCAUCGAUUUCUAAUGGUGGGACAGCCGUAUAAAAUUAUCCUUAACCUGGAAAUGCCAGAAUCUGAACACAAUGGUAAAAUAGGAAUGUUUACCGUUUGUGGUACGGUAAAGGACUAUGGAUACAUGGAAAUUGCCACAUCCUGCCGAAUGUCGAUGCUACACUACAAAUCGGAUCUAUUGAAAACCAUUCUUACAUUCGUAUUUGCACCGCUGUUGAUAUUCGGCUAUCGGGAAGAGAAGCAGCUAGUCACGGUGGAGUUAUUCUCAAAUUUUCUCGAUGAUUCGAACCAUCCGGCAACAAACAUGGAUAUCACUAUACACUGCCGAGACAUUCAAUUGUACUCAGCACAGCUACAGGUGGUAGCUAACUUCACCGGAUUACGUUACCUAAUGUUUAACUGGCCUGUCCUAUCGGCAGUGAUUGGUAUAACUUCAAAUCUGUUUUUCAUUCUAAUUGUUUGCAUAUUGAGUUGGUACCAUUGGGACGAUACGGAAUGGAUAUCCGACAUACGGGAUAGGUAUCAGCAAAUUGUGAAAGGAGCUUCAAAGGUGGCUCCAAUCGAACAAACAAAAGCACUUAAUCCGUUCAAAGAAACUGAAAAUGCAUCAAAGGAUUGGUUAAUAGACGAGGAAUAG